This is a messenger RNA of Stegodyphus dumicola, 834 nucleotides long. RefSeq lists its product as uncharacterized. The record is from RefSeq and is a predicted model, not a curated record. NCBI's taxonomy places the organism in Eukaryota, Metazoa, Arthropoda, Arachnida, Araneae, Eresidae.
GGUACUGUAAACUAUAUCACGACUUGUUCCUUUCUGGUUUCCUUAUAGUUGAAUAUUUACUUAUAAAAAUUUUAACUAUAGCUGUGUUUUUAUCAUGAGUGAAGUCGAAAACUACGGUUCUCUCUCUGCUGCUUCCGAACUGGACCUCCUGGAAAAUUUAGCAGAAAGAGAAUAUGUACUAUAUAGAAAAAGAAAACUGGAAUCUAAACUGUUUCGCAAUUGUCUGCUUAGCAGUGUUUUCGUUUUAGUAGCAAUCUGCAUGCUGGUUUUUCUUGGAAUAAUGAUAGACCAUGUGCCAUUAAUUUGGGAAAUCAUUGGUUUUUCAACUGGAAUUACACUGGUACUUAUAUGCAGCUGCAGUAUUUUUAAUUAUGAUAGGCGCUUACGAGAACUCAACGAAGAUGAUGAUUCGUUUGAAGAACAAGCUACUAGCAAUCCGGAAAUCGGAGUUCAAAAUCCAAACCCAUCAAGCGAAACUGAAGGGCAAUUACUGUCAUUCCAAAGAUCAGGUGUAAAAUUCCAUGCCCAUCGGUUGAAAGUUCCCGGAAAUUGGUACGAUGAAAAUAAUAAACGAAUUUCUGAGCAAUCAAAUGCAUUAGAUGCAGAGACUAAACGAUAUACUAUGUAAAAUUGAAUAGAUUUUAUUCUCCUUGAAAUAUUGUGCAUUUUAAUCGGAUGAAUUAUUUUCAUACUUUAAUGCGACUCGAAAUCAAAAAUUGUUGAUUUCAAAAUACUUUUAGACUUGUGUAUUGAGAAAGUUAUUUAUACCUGCUGGGUGUACGUUUAUGCCUUGAAUUUUAUAUUAUCUUCUUUCAAUAAAAUUAUAACUGCACU